GAGGCGUCUCGAGGCGGCACAAUCACAACAUGGGUUUACUUUCAAUUUUGCGAAAGCUAAAAAGCACCCCGGACCAGGAGGUCCGCAUUUUACUUCUUGGGUUGGACAAUGGUGGCAAGACGACUCUCCUCAAACAGCUGGCCUCAGAGGACAUCAGCCACAUUACACCAACCCAGGGUUUCAACAUCAAAAGUGUGCAGUCUCAGGGUUUCAAACUAAACGUGUGGGACAUUGGUGGGCAGCGUAAGAUCAGACCCUACUGGAGGAACUACUUUGAAAAUACAGAUCUUCUGAUUUACGUAAUUGACAGCGCAGACCGCAAGCGAUUUGAAGAAACGGGACAGGAGUUGGCUGAGUUACUAGAUGAAGAGAAGCUCAGUGGGGUUCCUGUUCUCAUCUUUGCUAAUAAGCAAGACCUCCUCACUGCAGCGCCUGCAUCUGAAAUCGCAGAGGGACUAAACCUGCACACCAUUCGGGACAGAGUAUGGCAGAUCCAACCCUGUUCGGCCCUCACUGGUGAGGGUGUCCAGGAUGGCAUGAACUGGGUCUGUAAAAGUGUGAAUGCAAAAAGGAAGUAGGCAUGCAUACUCCCUACGCAGUUGCUCCAGGAAAAGCAGUGUGUACCUCUGUAUGUAUAAACAACAUGUCAUGCAUGUAAAGCUUUAAACAAUUGAAGGUUUGGGUUAUUGAGCUAUAUCUCGAAAUAUACAUACUGUACAUACAUACAUACAUACAUAUGUAUGUAAAUAAAUACAUACAUAUAAAGAUAUAUAUAUAUGCUGUGCAAAUGUCUUGAGCCACCUCUCAUGUUUUUCAGAUUUUUAUCAAGAAGCCAACUAGCCUUUCUUACAUUUUAAUAUAGUCUUGAGUUAUAGUUCUCCAGGCUUCCUGAAGGACAUUUUUGUUUCUCAUUUUUGGCAGGUUGUUGGUUCUCAUUUUCAGUCCAGUCCGUGUACCAUCUCAGAGAAGUAUCUUUUGUUUUUUAAGCCAAACACUGACCCAUGAAUCAUUUAAGCAUAAAACCCAUUUAACUUAUUGCAUGAACCAGUGAGACACAGGUGCAGACGAUGACUGAUGAUCAGACCGGUGACUAGUAUACUGGUAAUACUGAAUGUUGAGUGGUUGAAACAGACAAGAGAAGAAGUGAGUUUGCUACUAAGGUUGUUACAUAAACAACCAGUUUUUAAAUUGUAUCUUUAGGCACUUUACAGCCUGUUGCAGUAAAACAUUUGUUCUCAUUUCUUUAAUUUACAUAAUUGAAUUUGAUAUGAUAAAUUAAGGGGGUUUUGAUCAAGACUUUUGCACAGCACUGUAUUUAUAUAUACAAUUUCUGCUGUGGUUAAGAAAAAUGCAUACAAGGACAUCUGGUCCAUUUUUUAAUACUUCAGAUUCUUCUUUCUUAAAAGCUUUUGUGUUAUUAUGGCUCAAGUUAUUAUUUUUUUGUCAGUCAUUCAUUUAUCAGAGUGUUUAUUUUUAAACAAGCCAUGUUUUGGGAGCAUUGUAGUAGCCAGAUCAUUGGUACAGUUUUGAAUACAUCUUUAUAUUUAAUGUCAAACGGGGUCAUCCUUGGACUGGCACAAAAUUUCCAGAACAUUUUGAAUCUAAUAUUAUGUUACCCUUCUACACUGCAUUAAUUCAUACUGUAUACAUUCAAAUGUUUUCCAUCACAGAUUAAAUAAUCUGUGACUGUUUCUGUCUUUCAAGAGAAUUCUUGUCACACCACCUUUUAAUGCAAAAUGUUUGACUACAUAAUUUGACUACAUUAUUAUUUUUCUAAGUAUAUUUUUAUAACAUUUUGAAAUUGCAGAAGGCUUUAAUAUCACUUUUCAUAGAAUGCCCUAAGAAAGGUUGUUGCGCCCAAACCUGAAAUGAUCUUUACAUUUGAUGUACAAUAUAGCAGGAUAUGAAUUAUGCUUAACACGUUGAUAUAUAUAAUUUAAAAUUUAACAAAAUAUUUUUUGCAAACAUAAACCAAUAAGUAACUGAUCUAUUUAUUUUUUAAAAACGUGAGUCUGAGCAUCUUCAUGUGGUACCUCUGAAUCUAUUGCUGUAUUGCUCUUGUAUGUGUAAUAAUUAAAUAUAUAAGUAAAAUAAAG
Clarias gariepinus (North African catfish) is the source of this 2096-nucleotide messenger RNA. It is a transcript of the gene arl3b, whose product is annotated as ADP ribosylation factor like GTPase 3b. NCBI's taxonomy places the organism in Eukaryota, Metazoa, Chordata, Actinopteri, Siluriformes, Clariidae. The transcript has 6 exons. Bases 30 to 578 code for a protein of 182 amino acids. Gene Ontology annotation, biological process: cilium assembly. Gene Ontology annotation, cellular component: microtubule cytoskeleton; cytoplasm. The record is from RefSeq and is a predicted model, not a curated record. Gene Ontology annotation, molecular function: GTP binding; GTPase activity.